Paramecium primaurelia is the source of this 439-nucleotide messenger RNA. Lineage: Eukaryota; Ciliophora; Oligohymenophorea; Peniculida; Parameciidae. The record is from the annotation of a GenBank genome assembly.
AUGCUUUAUAAGAAUGAUGAGAUUAACGCUCUCUUCAAAGAUGAAACUCUUCAUGUAUUAGAUUACGAUUGUGAAUAUAAUCGUGGAUAUCCAUGUCCUGAAAAGUUCCCAGAAUUCAAAAAUAAAGUAUAGAUUAAAAAUAAUAUCCUUAGUUUUUGUUAAUCUUUAACACUGAUACUUCAAUGACAACUGGAUAUUUCAAAAUGGCUGAUGUUGAAACUGGUGCAGUUAUGAAUUUGAAAUUUAAGACUAUGCCUGUUCCAGGAAAAUAUAGAUAUUAAAUUGGAGAACCAUUAUAUUUCUAUGAUUUGAGAGGUAUUCUUCAAUAAUAUUUAUUUUUAAAGCUGAAAUAACUCAUAAUGGCUAACACAAAGAGGUUGUUUUAGUUGAUGAGAAAGUUGCUUUAUAAAAAAUAAGACCAUUUUUAUUAAUUAUUUGA